AUGCGGGCUGCAUUCAUCCUUUCCUUCCUCCUGGCCAGCUCUACAGCCUUGCCAACUGCGUCAAUUGAUGAGCGAGCCGUCGCAGCCCAAGAUGCCAAUCUACUACAAGCCCGGGACCUUCUCAACCGUAAUGACCUUGAGAAUGGUGAUUCCUCCAAUUGUCCUACAGCAAUCCUCAUCUAUGCGCGUGGUAGUACAGAACCUGGCAACCUUGGAAUCACCGUAGGGCCCAUCCUCGCCGAGGCCAUGCAGCUUGCCAUCCCUGAUAUCUGGAUACAAGGUGUUGGUGGACCGUACAAAGCUGAUCUUGCACCAAACUUCCUUCCCGAAGGGACGACCGAUGCCUCCAUCGAUGAAGCUAAGAGACUGUUCCAGAUGGCCUACACCAAGUGCCCAGAUACGCCCGUCGUGACGGCUGGAUAUAGUCAAGGAACGGUUGUCGUCGGAUAUGCACUAAGCGAGCUCGAUGGCGCGGUCCAGAAUCAGGUUGUUGGAGCUGCCUUGUUUGGGUAUACCAAGAACGAGCAGCUCGGGGGUCGCAUUCCGAACUAUCCUACUGAUAGAACCAAGAUCUUCUGUCUCCCUACUGAUCUGGUUUGCGACGGGACAUUGUUUAUCCUGCCUGCCCAUUUUCUGUACGGCGCUGAUGCAGCGGUUCCAGGUCCGGAAUUUCUGGUCGGACAGAUUCAAAAGUAG
Messenger RNA from Fusarium proliferatum ET1, 696 nucleotides. RefSeq lists its product as uncharacterized. The record is from RefSeq and is a predicted model, not a curated record. Gene Ontology annotation, biological process: carbohydrate catabolic process. Gene Ontology annotation, molecular function: cutinase activity. Lineage: Eukaryota; Fungi; Ascomycota; Sordariomycetes; Hypocreales; Nectriaceae. The coding region runs from base 1 to 696 and encodes 231 amino acids. Gene Ontology annotation, cellular component: extracellular region. The transcript is spliced from 3 exons.